This is a messenger RNA of Trichomonas vaginalis G3, 243 nucleotides long. Its product is annotated as Ankyrin repeat family. Gene Ontology annotation, molecular function: protein binding. Lineage: Eukaryota; Parabasalia; Trichomonadida; Trichomonadidae. The transcript has a single exon. The record is from RefSeq and is a predicted model, not a curated record. The coding region runs from base 1 to 243 and encodes 80 amino acids.
AUGAAAUUAUUUAAUCGUGCAAUUACAAAGCAUUAUAUUAAGUUUUUAUCUUCUCAUGGAAAAGUCAACAUAAAAGAUAAAUUGGGUAAAACAUUUCCACAUUAUGUUGUUGAACUUCUUAUUUCGCAUGGAGUAGAUAUCAAUGUUAAAGAUAAUCAAGGAAAAACAGCACUUCAAUAUGCCACAGAGGUUGAGAAUAAUGAAAUUAUUAAACUUCUUACAUCUCAACAAUGUGAUAAAUAA